Paramacrobiotus metropolitanus is the source of this 1850-nucleotide messenger RNA. Its product is annotated as ribonucleoside-diphosphate reductase subunit M2 B-like. Gene Ontology annotation, biological process: deoxyribonucleotide biosynthetic process. Bases 298 to 1431 code for a protein of 377 amino acids. The transcript has 7 exons. Lineage: Eukaryota; Metazoa; Tardigrada; Eutardigrada; Parachela; Macrobiotidae. The record is from RefSeq and is a predicted model, not a curated record. Gene Ontology annotation, molecular function: ribonucleoside-diphosphate reductase activity, thioredoxin disulfide as acceptor. Gene Ontology annotation, cellular component: cytosol.
AUUGAUAACACGAGUUUUGAGUGUAGUACUGUACAUGAAAGUUAAUAAUAAUAGCUUUUGUAUUUUUUUUUGCUAUGAACCAAAGCUUCGGCAAAUUUGCGAAUGCUGUAAAUUAUUUAGUUUUUAUGUUGGCAUGAGGCGUUUUUAAGAAGAUAAACUGUGCUACACGAAUUCACCGCAAUGGGUUUUGCAGUAUAUAUUUGCAGUUUUGCAGUAUACUUUGAAGUGUUAUUGAUUGUACAAAACUGUAGCGGCAUACAGCACUUGUAGUUGAAAACUUUAGUUUCCGGUUCCAGCAUGGCUUCGAAACCUUAUUCAAGGCCUUCCCCGAAGAACUCCCCAACUAAAACCCUGUAUAAACCUCUGGCCGAAAUGAACUUAAGCAGCCCCAAGAAAAACCCCAUUCGCAGCCCCUUUAAGGCUAUCACGCCCUCAAAAGCCGAAAAUACAGAGAACACAGAUCGUGAACCGCUUCUGGAGGAAAAUCCCGGACGUUUCGUUAUUUUCCCCAUUCGAUAUCAUGAUAUCUGGAAGAUGUACAAAAAAGCCGUGGCAUCCUUCUGGACAACCGAAGAAGUGGACUUGUCGAAAGAUGUCAAACACUGGGAGUCGCUGAAAGACGAUGAGAGAUAUUUCAUCUCUCACGUGCUUGCCUUCUUCGCCGCUAGCGACGGCAUCGUCAACGAAAAUCUGGUAGAGCGUUUCAGCCAAGAAGUGCAAGUUACAGAAGCUCGCUGCUUUUAUGGAUUUCAAAUAGCUAUUGAAAAUAUCCAUUCGGAAAUGUACAGCCUACUGAUCGAUACAUAUAUCAAGGAUCCUGCUGAACGCGAAUACUUGUUUAAUGCGAUCGAAACAAUGCCAUGUGUGAAAAAGAAAGCCGAUUGGGCGCUGAACUGGAUCAGCAAUACGAACGCGACAUAUGGGGAGCGGAUAAUUGCCUUUGCAGCCGUUGAGGGAAUUUUCUUCUCUGGAUCGUUUGCAUCCAUCUUCUGGCUGAAAAAGCGUGGUUUGAUGCCGGGACUGACAUUUAGCAACGAACUAAUCAGUCGCGACGAGGGACUGCACUGUGACUUCGCCUGCCUGAUGUUUUCUCACCUCAUCCACAAGCCCCCACAAGAGAGAAUCAAAGAUAUUGUAUGCGAUGCUGUAACGAUAGAGCAAGAAUUUCUCACGGAAGCCCUUCCGUGCAACUUGAUUGGAAUGAACUGCACGCUCAUGAAGCGCUAUAUCGAAUUUGUAGCGGAUCGCCUUCUGAUCGAGUUGGGCGUCGAUAAGGUUUACGGCGUUGAUAAUCCUUUUGAUUUCAUGGAAAACAUCUCCUUGGAGGGAAAAACAAAUUUCUUCGAAAAACGAGUUGGAGAAUACCAGAAGGCCGGUGUCAUGAAUAAUCGUGCCGAUUUGUUCGAUUUCACAACUUCCGCCGACUUUUAACGCAGCCAAAAGGAUCUCCAGUUUGGAGAUCGGUCAUGAUUAUUUGUUUGGGCAGUUGUCAUUAUCGCAACAUUUUACCUUUUCAGUAUGCUUUCAAUCUAUCUGAACUUAAUAUGUUCUGUGCGCGCAGUAAGUACUGUAACGUAGGCAUUUCCGCAACCUAACGUAAGUGUUGAAAGUGCUUGUUAAGUGCUUGUUAAUUUGUUAUUACGCGUUGGAAUACUAUUUGUACGAGAAAUUUUGAACAGCUGCUGUUGCCUUUUGCUGUGUGAAAUUGCACUUGUUUUACGACAAUCUUCUAAACUUGUUGUUUUUUUCGUUAUUUAUUGUGUUGAAUUCUACAGAUUCGUGGACCUUUUUUGUGCGGGUGUGUAUUGUUAAUGAUGAGACAUUGAAGACAGUUACGUGUUUGAACGGUG